AUUCACUACAUCGCCUCUGCACCCCUCCACCCCUCACUCACAAUCAAGUAAAUCAUGGACAAAGUCAAGGAUCUAAUCUACAACGAGCCCACACCAGCGCCAAAGCGAACCGUCGAGUCCGUCCAACCCCACCGUUGCGCCAAGCAUGUUGAGGAUCUCAUGGUUGCGAUCAUGAACUUUGAGGUCCAAGAUCAGUUCAGCCUUGUCUGGCAGUGUAUGAGGAGCGAGAAAGGACAAGAGCCAGCCAGACACUCUCCUCCUGCUGUGGAACCGAAAUUUUCACAGAUAAUGGGAACGUUUUCGUGUCUCCAUAGAGUGUUCUCAUGGAUGUAGAAAUAAAACAGAUGGGGGUGACGACUUCUCAG
Messenger RNA from Gamsiella multidivaricata, 365 nucleotides. RefSeq lists its product as uncharacterized. The transcript has 3 exons. Lineage: Eukaryota; Fungi; Mortierellomycota; Mortierellomycetes; Mortierellales; Mortierellaceae. The coding region runs from base 55 to 333 and encodes 92 amino acids. The record is from RefSeq and is a predicted model, not a curated record.